Suillus discolor is the source of this 939-nucleotide messenger RNA. RefSeq lists its product as uncharacterized. The record is from RefSeq and is a predicted model, not a curated record. The transcript has 3 exons. The coding region runs from base 123 to 650 and encodes 175 amino acids. Lineage: Eukaryota; Fungi; Basidiomycota; Agaricomycetes; Boletales; Suillaceae.
AGACCUACACCUACAGUAGACCCACAAUCAUCCAUUUUCGUCCGCCGCUUCCGCAAACUCCUUCGAUUGCCUCCUCGUGCGAAUGCAGUUUCGAACAAUCAGCCUCGUGACCCCCUAGAUGUAUGUCUUUUGAUCUUUUUUUCGCCGCAGUUGACUCGAAGAUUACUUUCCAGUUCCCUGCUACAUCUGCCUUACCUCCCGACCACUCUUUCUUAGCCCAGGCAACAAAUUUAGAAACGAGUUCUCCCCGCCACGCGAGCGGCCUUAAGCAGUUCCUGCGGCAGCACCUUUCCUUUCGGCGAAGGCCCAGCCACGAACCACCUGAAAUUGAAGUCGCACCCGGACGCAAGUUCACUCGGCUUGCAGCUGCUAAGCUACCAGAAUACAGGAAAGCCAAUGAUACUCGACGUCCAUCUGGACAGCAGCCUGGCGCGUCGUCGUCCACGGCAGCAAAUGACCCAGCGUCCGAGUCGUCUGACCUGGAUUCUCUUCCAGACGUGCACUGGUGCAAGGCGUUCUUCUGCUACUACUCGUGCUGGUCUCAUGGAAGGCUGAGGAUGCCUCCACGAUGGCGCUUGGAGCGGGUUUACCCACUCCAGCAGGCUGGCACGACGAGUGGCAGUGGUGGAGGAGCUCAUGGUCGCAGUUAGCUCCAUGAUCUACAAAACUCACCCUGCAACACAUUUCAAUGGAUCUUGACAAAUCUCUGUUGCGCCAUCAGAGAAACCUUCCCUCUGACGCAAAAUUGAGGCUACUCAAUCAAAAAUAACACUAGUUAACUCCAAGUCAAAGUGACAGUCAUGGUGUUGUUCAUGGUCGUAGUUUGCUCAUUGGGCACCAAUAGUUAUUUUUUUCUGCAACUGAUAUGAUUUCAUACCUCUGUGCGAUUCAGGUAUAUACAUUUCGAAUGGCGUACUUUCAAAACGGUUGAGAUAUAAC